Syzygium oleosum is the source of this 2791-nucleotide messenger RNA. RefSeq names its product protein FAR1-RELATED SEQUENCE 5-like. The record is from RefSeq and is a predicted model, not a curated record. Gene Ontology annotation, biological process: regulation of DNA-templated transcription. The transcript is spliced from 2 exons. NCBI's taxonomy places the organism in Eukaryota, Viridiplantae, Streptophyta, Magnoliopsida, Myrtales, Myrtaceae. Bases 1152 to 2501 code for a protein of 449 amino acids. Gene Ontology annotation, molecular function: zinc ion binding.
UCCCCCUUGCGGCCUCCGGCUCAACCUCGUGUCCUCCGCCCUCCCGAGCCCGUCCUCCCACCUCUGCCUCCGCCAGCCUCGCGGCCUCCGCCUCCGCCCUCCCACCUUCCGCCAGUGUCUUUCAUCUAUCUCUCAAGAACAAGGAUGAAGGCAAACUUGGAGAUUUUUUCCUCAAAGAGAUUGUGAAGUUCCAAGUUUCGAUAACAAAUCACUGCCACUUCAGAUAUACCAGAUGAAGUUGAACAGGGGCCUUAGAUUAUUCCGAGUACUUUACUGCUAGCUCGAUUUGUUCUCGGGACAAAUGGGUAUAACUCAUCUUCUUAGCAUUAAAGUUUGUUUUCACUUUAUCUGCCUUCUUUAAAUGAUCAGAAUUUUUCUUUUAAAAAUUUGUAGAGGCUGCAGGGGAUAAUAUCAUUGUGCAUAAUGUCGAUAAAGAUUUUGAAUUUAGAAUUGGCAUGAUAUUUGCUAACGAGGAUGAAGCAUAUAAGACAUACAAUGCAUAUGCAAUUUCCAAGGGGUUUGGAGUGAGAAGAGGACAAAAGGCAAACAAUAGAAAAGGAAUAUUGCGAACAUGCACAUUUCUUUGUAAUUGUGAAUGACACUCUCCACCAAUCCUACCUCAUGAACAAAGAGAUGUUUAUAGGACAGUAAAGAGAACUGGAUGUCAAGCUUGCAUGAGAUUCAAAAUUGAAAAUGGAGUUUGGAUGGUUGACAAGUUUAAGGAUGAUCAUAAUCAUCCUUUCAUUGACAAUAAUCAGAAACACUUAAUAAGAUCAUACAGGCACAUGACAGAUACUAAUAAAAGCAUUUUGACUUCUAUGGCUAGAGCUGGUAUAAGGGCUACGAAAGCGUACUCCUACCUAAGUAGUGAAGCGAGAGGACAAGAGAAUAUUGGCUUCACUUUACGUGAUUGUCAAAAUUUCUUACAAUCGAAGAGAACGGAUUUGAUUAGUGCGGGUGAUUGUUAAAGUCUCAUUAACCAUUUUAAUUACUUACAAUCAAAUGGAAGCAAUUUUUCAUAUACAUUUCAACUGGAUGAGGAACAAAGAUUGACCAAUUUUUUUUGGUCUGAUGGUGUAUCCAAGCUAGACUAUGAAAGUUUUGGAGAUGUGGUGGUAUUUGAUACAACUUACCGUACAAAUAAGUGCAAUAUGAUAUGUGCACCUUUCGUUGGCUUGAAUCAUCAUUGGAAGAAUGUUCUCUUUGGUUGUGCAUUUUUAUUGGAUGAAACUAUUGCUUCUUUUGUUUGGGCAUUUCAAUCCUUUUUAGAGGCAAUGGGUAAUAAAGCACCCAAGACUAUUUUCAUCGAUCAAGAUCAUGCCAUGGCGAAUGCCAUUAAGACUGUUCUUCCGAAUACUAAUCAUCGUUUAUGUGUAUGGCACAUUGCGAAAAAUGCUACGCAUCAUAUUGGGCAUCUUCUUAGAAAUCCGAGUUUUCGUGAUAACUAUUGGCAUAAGCUUUUGUAUCGUUGUGAAUCUGAAUUUGAAAUGGAGAAUGUUUGGAAAGCUAUGUGUCUAGAAUGGAGCUUGGGGGAUCACAAGUGGUUAAAUAACAUGUAUCAGCUACGUCAUAAAUGGUGUCCUGCAUUUGGCCGAGAUAAUUUUUCUGCAGGAAUUAGAUCCACACAAAAAAGUGAGAGCACAAAUAACGUCUUUCAAGAUAUGGCAUGCAAGACCAUGACUUUGUCUGAAUUUGUCAAUCAUUAUGAGAAGCAAGCAGAAAAAAUGCGCAACUCUGAAGUUGUCGAUGAUUUUGAGUGUGCUCGAGGAGAGCUGCGGAUUAUGGUUGAAAAUAGUGGAAUUUUGAAACAUGCUGCAAAUUUAUACACUCAUGUCAUUUAUUGGAAAUUCCAGGAUGAGUUCUUGCAUGCUUUGUCUGUGGGUGUUUGUAGAUCGGAAAUUGAUGGGCCAGUGCACACUUAUAUCGUGGCAACUGAAAGUAGUGAACGGAGGCAUGUUGUUUGUUUUAGUUCAAGUGAUUUAACCAUUACAUGUAGUUGCAAGUUAUUUGAAAUGCGAGGAUGGUUGUGUAGGCAUACUUUAUGCAUCUUGAGACAUGUAAAUGUUACAAGCAUUCCUUCACAAUACAUUCUAAAGAGGUGGACAAAAGCUGCAAAACAAGGGAUUUAUUGUGAUGUUGGACAAAGCUCUCAUGCUGUGGUAAAGUCAAAAACAUUACGCUUGAAGAGAUUGAUGCAAUUGGCUUUCAAUGUUAUGAAUAUUAGUGCAAACGAUGAUGUUUCGGAGGAGCUCACAACUACAACCUUGCUGCGUCUUCGCUCCCAUAUCACAAACAAAAUGCAAUCUUCAACAGGUAAUGAUCAUAUUAAUUUCUUGGUGGAAAGUGAUGAAGCUGAAGAUGUAGAAAACUAUGAAAUUCAAAUACUUGAUCCCCUUCGGAGAAGACCAAAAGGUGUACCAAACACUCGGUUGAAGGGCGCUAGUGAAAAGCGAAAGAGAAAACCAUCUUCAUGCGCAGGAGGCACCUCACACAAGUUAUGAUGCUUGUUUAAUUUGUGAUUUCAUCAAUGAAAGCCAUGAAGUUAUUAUGAUACUCUUCCUUUUUUGCAGGAUUGACCUUCGGCGAUUAUUCACUACGAUGGGUAGAUAGCGAAUUUGGUGACUGGUUAUCCUCCAGUUCUGAUUAAAAGCAUUAACAACUCUUUAAAACCUCGGAUUAGGUUUUUGAUUAAUAUAAUGGGGAGACAACUCGAUGAAGCUGCUGAUUAUCCUGACUUCUUUCCCCAUAGUUUGAAAAUAGACUAGAGCAACGUUACAAAUUUUUUAGCCAA